This is a messenger RNA of Blepharisma stoltei, 1088 nucleotides long. The record is from the annotation of a GenBank genome assembly. Lineage: Eukaryota; Ciliophora; Heterotrichea; Heterotrichida; Blepharismidae.
AUGACAAACAUAAUGAUUGAACCAUUGGAAAAAUCCCCAAUGCUUAAAAUGUAUAAGACGCCAAACUAAUUAUGUCUCUACAUCUCAAGGGUAUAAUCAGUAUUUAUUUAUAUUAAAAAUAUUAAAUUUGCUUAUUAUCAUCUAGCUCAAUAAAAACAAGAUACUCCCGAAUCGGGAAGGCUUCUCUUCACCAAUACACCUCUCUUUUCACCAAAAUUUAUAAUACCCGCAGCUCAGACUCCACAAACGAAAAUCAAAAUCUUGAUGAUGUCUUAAAAAAAAUUUCCGAAAAACAAGAAGCAGACACAAGAAGAAAAAGACAAUCCCAGCCAAAGCCGAGCUCAGCGUUUACAUCAGUAUCAAGAGAAACAUAUUCGUCAAUAGGAAGCCGAGCUAGAGUAGUCCCUGAUCCUGGAUGGUAUAAUCCUUCAUAUGAGCUUACAUCUUCACAUGUAUUAUCAGUCCCUAAAUUUAAGACAAGGAAAAAUCGUUCAAGAAAUAAAUGAGAAUCAUUAAAAUCGUCAAUGCUUGACCAUCAAUCAGGAAGCCUAACUGAAAGAAACAGUCAAAAUGAGACUAGUGACAACUAUGAGCUUACUGAAAGACCUAAAGAUAAAGUAAAAUGUGGGAUUAAAUUUGAUUUACAGCUGAGUCGGCCGCCGUUUGCAAGCGGAAAAGGGCCUCCACAUCCUAGUAGGUUUAGCUAUAACCCAAAGUCGACUAUGGUGUCUUCUACAGUGAACUUUAAAAAAAUGCUGGAUAGGGAGGAUUUUUAUCAUUCUAAAAAAAAGAAAUUGAUGAACCCGAAUUUUUUAUUGCUGAAUUCUAAACUUGCGAGAAAAAUUAUUGAUUUUUCUCCCCAAAGGGUGGAUACAGGGUUAGGGUUGCAAAGGAGAAGCUCGAUGGAAAAUUUUAAACUGAGCUCGAAAAAGAAAAAAUUGCAUAAAAGAGUCCUCAGCGUACCAAUUAUUGAGAAAUUUGACCCUGGCUGUAAAUUACUUUUUAACAGGAAUCCAAAUAGAGAAACAGAUAAACUGUGUUUUGAGAAAUUCGAAAGUGCAAUAAUAAAAUUGUCAAAAAUCGAAUAA